AAUAGCUUUUAAUCAAGAAACGCGCAAGAGCAAGAGAAAAACGCGACUGGGGCACACGCGAGCUCUAUACUACGCAAAUAUUUAAUGAGCAAUUCUCACUGCAAUCGGAGGAAAGGCGCUCGUCCAGUGCAUUUUCCGUCGAGAUCCUCCAGUUCAUGGAAGGACACGCACAUUGUCCGACAAUCAACAACGUGUCCACGCACGAUAGCGCUCGAUACGAAAUUGUCGCGUUGCCGAGAGCCUUUUUCACGAAAUAAUGGACGGGACGGACAUGGGGAACUCGAAAAGCGCCCAAUCGAGAAGAAUGAUCAGCUGGCCGCUCGAGAUGCUGCUUCGCCUGUUCGGCAUCUGGCCAGGCGUAUCGUACGGUCCACUAUGCAAAGUGAUCUGGAUGAUCAUCAUGACGACCAACAUGUUCCUUCAGUAUGUGUUUGUCAUCAUCCAAGCGCGCACCGUCAACUUGACUAUUUUUAUGUACGCGAUCGCCGUGUCUCUGGCGGGAAGCAUGAAGCUCUUUAAACUAGCCACUUUCUGGUGCAAUCAGCGACGAUUCAACGAGAUGUGGGCCGUGAUGUCGUCGUACUGGGAGCUCAGCGAUGCCUACACGAGUAACAUCAGGAAAAUGUAUGUGAUGCGUCACAUGCCCAAUUUCAUCGUGGCGUUCAAUUCGCUAUCGGUGAUAAUGACCUCUGUCAGUAUCCUCUUGAGCGGGAUUCAUUACGACGAGGCUUCCAACACGACGCGGCCGUACAUCAUGAUGAUGCAUCUUCCAUUCGACAUUAAUAAACAGUCCGUGUAUUUAGUCGUGAUAUUUCUGCAAUUCUUUUAUCUGCUGCUCAUUACUACCGGUGCGGCCACCCUUAAUUCGAUUUUUAUUAUUCUGAUGCUGUACUUAGGCGAUCAGAUCGAUAUCGUUUGCAGAAGCCUGACGAAGUUGCCGCAAGGCGAGAAUGAACGCAUGACGACGAUGAAACAGAUAAUCCAAAAGCAUCAGAGUAUCAUCAAUUUUUCAGAAAAUAUCGAAUCGCUGUACACAUACAUCGCGCUGGGGUUACUCCUGCUUAAUACCUUGCUCACCUGCGUUUUAGGUUUUAUACUCGUCACGUCAAUCGGAUCGCCUCAUUUCACCAAGAUGCUGAUGAAGAACCUUCUGUUCUAUUGCGCGGUUAACAUCGAGACGUUUGUGUUCUGCUUCGCCGGGGAAUAUCUCAGUACCAAGAGCAGAGAAAUCAGCGAGGCUGCGUAUAACUCAUUUUGGUAUCAGUCCAAAUUCCACAGUCGCGUCGUUUUGUUCAUGAUAAUGAGGUCGCAGAAUCAGCUGACGAUCACGAUGGGAAAAUUCAUGGAUCUAUCUUUGGAGCAGUUCUCCACUAUUGUAAAAACUUCAGCGUCUUACAUAUCGGUACUGUUGGCUAUGUAUUGAAGAGAGAACACAUACCGUAUUGAUAGUUAAUAUUUUAAGUAAAUGUUACGAAUUAUUACUACGUAUUUAGGAAUUGAAGAAAAUUGACCCACAAUUCUCUCUCGAUAAAAUCUUUGCUACUAAUAUCCAACAUAACCAGUCAAUAACAAAAUACGUCGGAGCUUUUCGUCAAGUACACUUAACAUGUAUAUCAGUCCCCAUGGAAUUUAUUAAAACACGCAUUAUGCGUUUACCUUUGUAAUAUCGGCAAGGAGGAAGGCGUGAAUUUGAUCAAGACGAGCACAAAACGUAACCUACACGUUUUUUCGCUAUGUCCUCCGAAGCAAACAUAAUUUAUUGAUGAUAUAAGGUGCGUAAAAUUUCAUAAAAGAUUAUUCGAUACAUGUCUCGCGAACUCGAUCUCCACUCAAGACAUUUUUCCCUGAGUCUCCGACUUUUCCCUCGGUCUAACGGGCUAUAAGAGACUUUUUCUCUUCACUCCCUUGGGAAUUGCUGUUUCAAAACAACUCGAGAUAUCUUCCUUGCUGACCUCACACGAUUCGCAAAUCAAUAUGCAUGUCGUGUGCACAUUUAUAAAAAACUUGAAUUUCCCAAGUAAACUGUCCUUGAUCGUAAUAUCGGGAUUGUCAAUGAGUUAGGACAAAUUGUUAUAUUGUAUUCUAUAAUUCUUGAUAUAUAUAAACAUUGAAAUAUAUCGUUUUAAAUGUAACUUUGGUACAUUAUAUGAUGAUGAGUACAAUGAAAUAAUUGACGGUACUAAUUUCUCUAUAUCAGAGACAAGAUUUUUUCGAACAUUUCUUAAUUAUUUUCCAGAUCUUCAAGCAUGAAUAUACAAUUCCUUGAAAAAAGAAAGCCAACAGCCUGAAACACGCAAGUUUGCAUGUAUGAAGGUCACCACAGUCCGUAAAAACGACGCAUCCCCCGAGACGCGUAGCAUUAUUAUUUUCCCUUCUGCAUUUCCUUUCUUUAAUGCAAUUCCUUACCCUGCGAGUUGUUCAGGGCGUAUGGUUGAUUUUCAUAUAUACACCUACAGCAUUUCCAAUCGUUACACGAUACACUACAUUAUUAAGGUAAGCGCGCUAUGAGCAGUAAUUGUACCAAACGUAAAAGAUCCUUCGAGCCGCGUCGUCAG
Molecule: messenger RNA, 2555 nt
Organism: Harpegnathos saltator (Jerdon's jumping ant)
Lineage: Eukaryota; Metazoa; Arthropoda; Insecta; Hymenoptera; Formicidae
Product: odorant receptor 13a-like
Exons: 6
Coding region: 257-1423 (388 amino acids)
Biological process (GO): detection of chemical stimulus involved in sensory perception of smell; sensory perception of smell
Cellular component (GO): plasma membrane
Molecular function (GO): odorant binding; olfactory receptor activity
Source: RefSeq, a predicted model, not a curated record